Molecule: messenger RNA, 455 nt
Organism: Portunus trituberculatus (swimming crab)
Lineage: Eukaryota; Metazoa; Arthropoda; Malacostraca; Decapoda; Portunidae
Product: 60S acidic ribosomal protein P2-like
Exons: 3
Coding region: 96-422 (108 amino acids)
Biological process (GO): cytoplasmic translational elongation
Cellular component (GO): ribosome; cytosolic large ribosomal subunit
Molecular function (GO): structural constituent of ribosome
Source: RefSeq, a predicted model, not a curated record
GAACAGUACGCAAGGCGAUGCUCUGCCUCUUUCCCGAGUGUUGAGACCCUUGUGAGUGGACGCGUUUCGUGCCGUCUGGCCUAAAAUACUCCAGUAUGCGUUACGUGGCUGCUUACUGCCUCUUUGCCCUGAGUGGGAAAAGUCCCUCUGCCAAGGAUCUGGAGAAUCUUCUUGGUUCUGUUGGAGUGGACUGUGAUGCUGAACAGGCCAAGAAGGUUGUGUCUGAGCUGGAGGGCAAGGACCUAGAGGAACUCAUCAAGGAAGGCAUGGAGAAGCUAGGGACCAUGCCUGCUGGAGGUGGUGCUGCCCCAGCUGCUGGUGGUGCUGCUGCUGCCCCAGCCAAGGAGGAGGCCAAGGAAGUGAAGCAGGAGGAGCCAGAGGAAGAGUCAGAUGAUGACAUGGGCUUUGGUCUCUUUGAUUAAACUCACCUUUAACAAUAAAGUGUGAUUUUAUUA